This is a messenger RNA of Dromiciops gliroides (monito del monte), 2097 nucleotides long. RefSeq names its product fizzy-related protein homolog. Gene Ontology annotation, biological process: positive regulation of ubiquitin protein ligase activity; anaphase-promoting complex-dependent catabolic process; positive regulation of anaphase-promoting complex-dependent catabolic process. Gene Ontology annotation, cellular component: anaphase-promoting complex. The record is from RefSeq and is a predicted model, not a curated record. Gene Ontology annotation, molecular function: ubiquitin ligase activator activity; anaphase-promoting complex binding; protein binding. Lineage: Eukaryota; Metazoa; Chordata; Mammalia; Microbiotheria; Microbiotheriidae. Bases 1 to 2097 code for a protein of 698 amino acids. The transcript has 4 exons.
AUGGCCUCCUCUUGUCCUGCCCCCGUCCCACCCACUUCAACUUCCUCUCCUGCUACACUGGGGCCCCUUUCCCCGGUGGCUGGGGCCGCCUUUAGGAGCCAUAUGGUUGGGCCUGUGCCGGAGAAGGAGGAGGUGGCGGAGGAAGUCCAACCCCAGGCUGCUCAGAGGAACUGGCCAUGGUCUUUUGUCCUAUUGGGCUGGUGGAGCCUGCUGCGACUGCCCGCGCCCCAGCGCCUCCGCAAUGUCUCGUUACCCAGGCAACCACUUGUUACCCAGUCUUCCUUUGUUCCCAUUUCUCCUGAUUCCUCCCAUGCUGGUAUCAAUGUGUCACAACCCCAAGCGGAGUGGGGCGCUGGGGGCGUGGUGUUGGGGGUGGUGGUGAUAGAUGAUGAGCAGCAAGGCCUUGACGUAGAUGGGCCCCCCGCCCACCCCCACCCCAAUCCCCCUCACCCCAGCCUGUCUGUGAGUCCAAAAGACAUCUCUACAGGACUUAAGCUGACCUUGGCCAUCGGACACUCUUCCAUCCAUAUCCCAGGCACCCGGUUCUGCCUUCUCCCCAUCCAGGUAUCCUCCCCGGGAACCAGAUCCACCGUGGCGACAUUGAGCAUCGAAUGUCAGGGUCCCUCUGGCGGGCCAUUCCCACCCUCCAGACCAGCUCCGGGUGAGACCCCAAGAGAAAUCCAAACAUUAAGAGAACUUGACUGUGUUAUCUUGGAAGUCAAGCCCAGCUGGAGGCUGACACUGCCCAGUUCUCCGAUGUCUUCUCCCGUCAGAUUCGGAGACCGCUUCAUUCCGUCCCGAGCGGGAGCCAACUGGAAUCUGAGAUUCCACAGAGAGGAUGACCCCGAGAGAUCACUGAGACAGAAAGAGAACACGAAAGACAACAGUGGGGGCGGGAACCAAAGUGAACUAGUGUACUCUGCCUUGCUCGAGAAUGAGCUGCUGGGAAGUGACGUCCAGAGACUCCGGGUCCAAAUAGCAACCCCAGAGGACAAGAAUCUCUUCACCUACUUCCGGAACACAAAGCGCUGGAGACCUGCUGAUGAAUUCUCUCAAUUUUCCUUAUCCUCCAUCAGCACUAAAAGCCAGAUCUUACUAACUAAUACGUCACCACCCCCCAGAAAAAUCCCUGGCACCCCUUUCAAAGUACUCGAAGCCCCAGAUCUAAGAGAUGACUUUUAUCUAAACCUCCUAGAUUGGUCUGCCCUCAAUAUGGUCACCGUGGGCCUGGGCAGUUUUGUGUACCUGUGGAAUGCCCGUUCAGGCCAGGUGACCAGACUCUGUGACUUGACUCUGGAAGGAGAUGUUGUGACUUCCGUGAGUUGUUCUGAACAAGGGAAAUUGGUAGGAGUUGGAACCGAAAAAGGCUUCAUACAGAUCUGGGAUGCAACUGUGGGGAAGAAAGUGUCCACCAUGGAGGGUCACUUGAGCAGAGUUGGUGCAUUGGCCUGGUAUGCAGACCAGAUUUCUUCUGGGAGCAAAGAUGCAAGGAUCCUCCAGAGAGACAUCCGGGCAUCACCACUACAGUCUCAACGGUGGCUGCAAGGUCACAGGCAGGAGGUGUGUGGGUUGAAGUGGUCCACAAAUCACCAGCUUCUAGCCUCGGGUGGAAAUGACAAAAAGCUUCUGGUCUGGAACCAGUGCAGCAGAAAUCCUAUCCAGCAGUACACCAAUCACAAGGCAGCUGUGAAAGCCAUUGCUUGGUCUCCUCACCAGCAUGGCCUGUUAGCAUCUGGUGGUGGGACAAACGACCGUUGCAUCCGCUUCUGGAAUACACUGACUGGGCAGGCCCUCCAGCACAUCGACACUGGUUCUCAAGUGUGCAACCUAGCCUGGUCCAAAAAUUAUGAUGAGCUGGUCAGCACCCAUGGAUAUGCUGAAAACCAGAUUCUCAUCUGGAAAUACCCCUCCCUGACACAAGUGGCGGAUCUCAAGGGCCAUGCCUACCGAGUUUUGUAUCUAGCCGUGUCUCCUGAUGGAGAAUCGAUAGUUACAGGAGCUGGAGAUAAGACCCUGAGGUUUUGGAAUGUUUUCCCCAAAUCCCGUUCCAAAAAGAAAUGUGUAUCUGUCCUUGAUCUCUUCACUAGAAUCCGAUAA